UAGUUUCACAGUCCUCACUUUCUUUCUCCCCUCCCCCUCUUCUUGUGUUAUCACAACCCUUACCUUGACUGUGUGUGUUGUGCAGACACACCCGGCCACUCCAUAUCAGCCAAUCACCGAGACAUACUUAGGAGGUGUACUUCCUGUGUGUCGUGAGAGAAGAAUAGGACAGGAAAGAGGAGAGAUUUGUGUACUUGUUUUUUGCCAUAGGGGGUCCACACAGGCAAUCAAUUUAGCAGUAAAGGGGACGAGAGUAAUGGACCAACACUCAGGACUUUUGUUUGGUUUGUGAGAGAUCUCCCUGUUCAGCAGCAGCAGCAGCGACAAGACUGAGAGAAAGAGGUGGGGAAAGAUAAGUGUCAAUCUGUUCAGACUUGUUUGGGAAUUUGAGGAAGGAGAGGAGGUGGAGACACACAGAAAGAAGCAACAAGAGAGAAAAGCAAGAAGAACCGAGGCGUAAACAUGAACCUUACCCAAGACUCGAAGGAAUGAAAGAAAAAGAGAAGGAUAUUUGAGAUUCAUUUGAAAACAAGGAGGACGGUUGCUGUGUCUCUCAGACAAUGUCAACACAAGAAAUUAAAUUUCAGUGUUGGGCAAUCCCAUGCAUUUGAGCUGAGCUGGAGCGGGGGGAGACCAUUUCUCCCCAGUGUACAACUUCAGGUCACUUCGAGUUAUGGUACUAUGGGGACCAAAAGGCCCAGCCAUAACCUCUUUGACAAUUUAUUUAACUUUAAGACCGACAAUCACAAGAUCCAGACGGGUGGAAGAAGCUUCCAAGAUUCAAGCGCCGGGUCCAAAAUGAUAUCUUCACUGGAACAAGAAAGGGAAAACAAACGAGAAGAGAUCAUUAGAAGGGAGACGGACACAGUGAGAGACAAAGCCAGGCACAGAGAAAUGGACAGUCUGGAACGACAUGCGAGAGAGCGGACUUUUGCUCCCCAGCUCCAAGAUGGAGACAAAGAGUGGAGAGAGAGAGAGAGGAGGCAAGAGGAUGAUAGAGGCAAAAACUCAAGGCCACUGUUACACAUAAAGAAGGAUAUCGUGCAAGACAGAGAGAGGGGGAAAAAGAAAGGUGACACAUUUCCCAGAAUGAGAAAAGGCAAAACUGACCACGAGAGGAAAAGGAUCAGCUCAGCCGAGAUGGUUGAAGAAAUAUGUGAAAUGAACCAGACAGAUCACUUCAGAGGUAGAGAGAUGGAGGACUGGGACAGAGAAAGACAGAGGUACAGAGAAAGAGAAAGGGAUGACAUCCGUAGCAGGGUUAGGGAAGAAGGAAGAAAUCCUGGAGGAAAAUCUACUGAUGAUGAGAGAUCCUGGCAAAGGGAAAGAUAUAAAGCAUCUUCUGUUCAGCCACCAGACAGGAUCAGAGAAGGGGUUGACUUGAGGGACAUUAGAGAAAGAGAUGGAGCAAGAAAAAGAGACAUGGAGGUGAGAGAAGUUAGAAGGAAUUCCCCACACAGGAGACCAGAAAGAGAAGGUGAGAGGGGAGAGAGGAGAGAGAAAAGGAGAGACGCAAGAAGUGAGGGAGACAGUGAUGAGAGGGAGCUGAGGAGAGAGAGAAUGAGGGACAAAGACAGGGAUGAGUUGUUCCAUCAGUUCAGCAGAAGCGAGGGGGACAACAGGGGCAAAAUCUCAAGCGACAGGGAUCGAGAUAGACGGAGAUACAGAGAAAGAGACGUGGACAAAUCCAGGAGAAGAGAAAGAGAUGACAGAAUAGAGAGGUACCGAGAGGCUGAUGGAAGAGAAGACAGAUAUCCAGACAGGGAAGGGGACAGAUGGAAGCAAAGCGGAAGGGGCGUAAAACAUUACAGGAGAGAGGAUGAUCGAUACAGAGAGGAGAGAAGAGACAUAGAGAUACGGGAAGGCAGAAGAGGUAGAGAAAGCGGGACCCUGAGUGACUCGGCUCCAAGAGCGCUGCCACGAGGCCAGAGCAGCGGAGAGUGGAGCAGCGACAUGGACAGUGAAACGAAACACAGAAGAGACACUUAUGAGAGGAGGGCAGCUGGGAGAGAGAAGAGAGGUGACCGGGAAAGAAGCAAAGAGGGACCGAGAGACUUUACAAGCCUGGAGAGGCAGCGAGUAGAAAGUGAGAAAAAGGAGAGAGAUGGAAGAGAAAUGAUAAGCAGUCUACCAGAGCAGAGAAGGAUGUGGUUAGAGCCACAGAGGGGCAGGAAUAGUAAAGACGAAUGUGUAGACAGAGAGAGGCAGACGAGGCGGAAAGAGAGGAGGAGUGAAGAGAAGGGGAAUAUGGAGGCCCAGGCAGAGUGGGGAAGAGAUGAGCGGCGAGCAAAAGGGGAACCACAUGAGGGCCACAAAAUCAGUCAUCAAGGCAGGCCUGCAGGGAGAGAUGAGUACAGGGGAGACCUGGUGGGGUUAAGCGAGGAUGGGGAAGAGGAGGGUCAAAUAUUGAGAGAGGGAGGUACUACAGGGAUGGAACAUCUCUCUGACAGUGACAGAGGGAUGGUGGGUAGCCGACAGAGGAAUGUAGAGGGAGAGAACCUGACAGAUAACACUGAGGAGAGUGACAGAGAGGAAGAGGGUGGGAGCGAUUACUGGGCCCGCUCCGAGAGUGAAGGAGGAAGUGAGGCCGAGUGGAAGCCAGACAGUGGCAGAGUGCUGUCAGAGGAGGACGGCUUUGUGACCCCGUCCAGUGGUGGAGAUGAAGAGGACGAAGGGGGAGAUGAUGAAGAGGAGUUUAAGGACUGUCAGGAAAUGUGGGAAGGUGGAAAUAAGAGUCUCACACCUUCUGGCUUCAAACAGUAUGAAGGAGAUGGACAGAGUGAAGAAGAGUGGACAUUUCAAAAGGAGGAAUCAGUUGAUGAGGAGGAACAAGGAAGGGAAAAGAAGCCAAAGUUUGUUUUCUGUGUAAUUGGGCAAAGAACCAGGGAGAUGUCACAGUCACUGGGAAGUGAGAGGGAUGGAGCAGAAGGAGAGAGAACAAAUUUAGAAACUCAGACUCACAAUAGGGAGGACCUCAUGCAUAAGCCUUCAGAUGACUGGCAUCUGACAUCAAAAAGAAAUGAUGACCCACCCUUGACUGUAAGUGACCAACAAACCGGAGGUGACCAUUGCACACCCAAGGAGGAGACACCUGCCUCUGGAGAUGCAUCUGAGGGGGACAUUACACAUCGAGUAUCAUCAGAGCUUCGGGGUGCAGAACCCGGAGAGGAACCAAAGAGCGAGGAAGUGGAGCCCCACCUCUCAAAAAUCAAAAGAGACUCACAGACUGAAAGACUCCUCAAAGAAUGGAGAGAGAAAAAUAAAGAACCAACAGCAAAAAAUUCUCCUGCCUCAAAUAAUCCCUCCCUCAGUCUUAAGUCUUGUGGCAGUUUGGAGGAGAUUCAGCCUUUCUUGGAUCAGAUAAACACAGAAACAAUGAGUCCAGAGGAGCUGGAAGCCAUUCGGAUCCGAAUGAGUGGAGCUUGGAGCAUCUCUGAGGAGCCCAAGCGGCAUUCCCAAGCACCCCACCUCAAAUGGGCGAAAGAUGUGGUGCGCGAGAUCCUGGGAAAAUCAGAAGAACAUGAGGCGGAAGAACCAAACACAGACACACAGGAGGAUCGAGAGGGCAACAAGUCGGGGACCAAAACAGAAUCGUCUGGUGUCACACUGACCAAGGAUGUGGAGCACUUGGAGCCAGAGGAAGAUCUGAUGGAGGAUUUUAGAGAUGAGGAGGAAGAUCGAAGCAAAAGUUGGGAAGAAGUGGAGCUGAGAAACGUUUUGGACACGAUCGAAAGGCGGAAGAGGAAUUCAAAAAUUUUCAAUGCCUCCCCGCUCUACCAGCAGUACAGCGAGGCAGCCCAGAACAUCGAGAUCCUUCGCCAGUCCCGCUCUGAUGUCCUGUCCGUAUGCGAGGAGCAUACCCCAUCCCCUGCCCCCUCACCUCCUCCUGCCCGCAGGCCUCUUCCUCCCCUCCCCGCCGUCCCACACCCCCACUCCUUUUCCCAUAAAGACUCCAUCACUAGUUGCAAAAGCUUGCCUCUUCCAGAGCCCCCCAAGAAUGAGGGCAGGCCCUCCUCUCCACGUCUGUCCAUCAGCCUCACACAGUCGGCCACAUUGUGGAGGGACUUGCCGGCGGUUAGAAACAGUUCUGAGCUGGGGGAGCUUGGAGAGGAUGAGACUCGACUACAGGAGGUUAGAUUUGAGGUAGUGACCUCUGAGGCCUCCUACUGCCGAAGUUUGGACGUAGUUGUUGACCAGUUUGUGAAGGCCAAACAGCUGGGGGCGCUGCUCACCACUCAGGACAGGAACUGGCUGUUCUCAAGGCUGGCUGACGUCCGUGCCAUCAGCCACAGUUUUUUGACAAAACUGGAGGAGCGAGUGGAAUCAGACAUCAUGCACUUCACUGUGUGUGACAUUAUUGCCCAGCAGUGCAAGCGCUUCAAAAUGGUGUAUGUGCCCUACCUCACCAACCAGUCGUAUCAAGAUGCCACCUACCAGAGACUCAUGAAUGAGAAUCAAGAAUUCAAGAGGAUUGUGGAGAAGUUGGAGAGAAGUCCAGUUUGUCAGAGACUUCCUCUCCGUUCUUUCCUGGUGCUUCCCUUCCAAAGGAUCACAAGAAUUAAACUACUGGUCCAAAAUAUCGUGAAAAGAACGGCCCCUGGCACCCCAGAGGCGAAAGAUGCAAUCAAAGCCUUAAAACGCCUAGAGACGCUGAUUCAAGAGAGUAAUGACAGCAUCUCCCAGAUGAAAAGCAUCGAGUCUCUGGUUUCUCUCAGUGCUAAAGUUGACUUUGAGUGCAGGACUCUUCCUCUGGUCAGUCAGUCUCGGAGAUUAGUGCGAGAAGGUCCAGUGACUGAACUGAUGGAUUUCUCUCUGAAGGACACAGAGAGGAGCGCAUACUUGCAUCUCUUCAACGACUACCUGCUACUCUCACUACAAAAAGAAGGGGGAAGAUUCACUGUAAUCGACCACUCGCCUGUGUCAGAACUUCGCGUAGAGAAUUGUCGUGUCAAACUUCACUCGCUACAGAAGAACCUGUUUCGCCUUUACAUGUCACAAAAGUCUCUGCUGCUACGGACUGACUCACAGAGUGAUAAGCUACGUUGGAUUUCAGCCCUGUCCAGGCCUCAUACUGAAAUUGAUUUUUCUGCUGCACAAGACUUUGUACAGAUGCAGUGUAUUCGAGCUUUUGUUGCCCAGCAGCCAGAUGAGCUGUCUUUGGAAAAAGCUGAUGUUAUUCUAGUCCAUCAGGAAAGCAGUGACAAUUGGGUUGAAGGGACGAGACUUUCUGACCGACAUCGUGGAUGGCUACCCAAGUCCCAUUUGGAAACCAUUAGUAGUUCCAGAAUCAGAAAACGCAACCUUUCAGAUGCCCUUAAACUGACAACAGCAACGGCUGCCGACCUGACAAACAGCGGGAUGUCUUGAAUGUCGCCCAGCUGAGGGCUCAUACCUGUUGGAAAUCUGAUGAUGGAUAUUCAGAGACUGUUUAAACACUGCUUACAGGAGCUUUAAAAAAGCGCAAGAAUGCACAUUCGUGUUUCACUGGAUCUUGCUAGAUUCACUCUGUGUAUUGCAUAUAGAGCAAUGCAUGGACUGCUGAAACCAUCUAGAGAGCCAACAAGGGCUUUGUGUGACUAUUGAUUGCAAUGUAAAGUGUUAGAAGCAAUAUUUUAUAAUGGUACAUGAGCUGAUUUGAGUUUUAAGAACAAAAUUCUUUAAGGAAACUUGCCUUUUUCCAAGAAAUAUUAUUUUUGGGAAAUGAUAUAUUUUGUGUAAAGCCCAGAAUUUGUAUGAUCUAAGCGUGUUUCUAAAAUGUGUGUUUGUGCACGUAUGAAGCAACACACAUUUAAUGUUCAAGAAAGUUCAACAGAGCUUCAAAGGACAUACAGAAGACAUUUCAAUAAAUUUGGAUGUGAAAAAAAACGCAUCUGACCAUCA
Molecule: messenger RNA, 5880 nt
Organism: Menidia menidia (Atlantic silverside)
Lineage: Eukaryota; Metazoa; Chordata; Actinopteri; Atheriniformes; Atherinopsidae
Source: the annotation of a GenBank genome assembly